This is a messenger RNA of Acanthochromis polyacanthus (spiny chromis), 3544 nucleotides long. It is a transcript of the gene mapkap1, whose product is annotated as MAPK associated protein 1. Bases 394 to 1983 code for a protein of 529 amino acids. The record is from RefSeq and is a predicted model, not a curated record. Lineage: Eukaryota; Metazoa; Chordata; Actinopteri; Pomacentridae. The transcript is spliced from 12 exons. Gene Ontology annotation, cellular component: plasma membrane; cytoplasm; TORC2 complex. Gene Ontology annotation, molecular function: phosphatidylinositol-4,5-bisphosphate binding. Gene Ontology annotation, biological process: TORC2 signaling.
CCAACUGCCAUUAAACAGAAAGAGGAAGAAGAAACAGCUGCUGGGUUGAGCAAAGCCGAUUGAAUUGGCUUGCAGUUAUACUAUGACUUUGGUAUAGAGAAUUCUAUAUAAUGGAAAUACAAUAUGCAUGGAUAAAAUGGAGCAUUAUGGACAUUUUUACUUCAUCGGACGUAUCUACUAAAGGUACUGGCACCUUUCCUGCAAUGGAGAUGAGAGCAUAGUCAAGAAACGGAGAUGAAAAGUGUGACUCCUUUUCUGUUGUCAUCCUUCACUGUGUAAGACUCUCAAACAAUUACUUUAAAGAAAGGAAGAUAGUCUUCUGGCUUAUAGGAAAGGGGUGAGACAAAGAGAAAGCAUCUCAAACUUUAAGCUAUUCUUUGUAAAGCAGAGAAAAUGGCUUUCUUGGACAAUCCUGCCAUUAUUCUGGCUCACAUCCGACAGUCUCAUGUGACCAGUGAUGAUACAGGAAUGUGUGAGAUGGUACUAAUUGACCAGGAUGUAGAUUUGGAGAAGUGCCAACUUUCUCUGGUGCCUGGAAGCAGCUGUGGGUCAACUGGAUCGGGCACCCUGAGUGAGGGGGGCAGCAGCGUGACAGAUAAUCAUGCCUGUGACCUCUCCCAGUCGAUGGACAUCACCUCCAGCUGGGACUUUGGCAUCCGUCGGCGCUCUAACACAGCUCAAAGGCUUGAAAGACUAAGGAAAGAACGGCAGAACCAAUUCAAAUGUAAAAACAUCCAGUGGAAAGAGAGGACAUCCUCCCAGUCAGUGGAGGAUCUGGGAUCUCUGUUUGAAAAACGUGACUUUAAAGACAGGCCACGGAUAGCUGGUACAAAAUCAACCCUUUCACUGCGGCUGGAGCAAUGUCCCCAGCAGCUCAACAACCCCUUCAAUGAAUACUCCAAAUUUGAUGGCAAGGGUCACAUUGGCACAACAGCUACAAAAAAGAUCGAUGUCUACCUCUCAAUGCAGAUGGCACAGGAGAAAGUACAUCCUAUGACAGUAGUGACCAUUGCCAACGCCCGUGUUCAUGACCUUAUUGGGCUUAUCUGUUGGCAGUACACUAGCGAGGGAAGAGAACCCAAACUCAAUGAGAAUGUGAAUGCCUACUGUCUCCACAUUGCUGAGGAUGAUGGUGAGGUGGACACUGACUUCCCUCCUCUGGACUCCAAUGAACCAAUCCACAAGUUUGGUUUUAGCACUCUCGCCUUGGUGGAGAAAUACUCCUCGCCUGGCCUUGCCUCCAGGCAGUCACUGUUUGUCAGAAUAAAUGCUGCUCAUGGUUUCUCUCUCAUCCCUGUGGACAGUCUAAAGGUAACAAUGAGGGAAAUUCUCCAGAAAGCACUGAAGAAAAGAAAAGGCUCACAGAAAGGCUCAGGGCCAAUGUAUCGUUUGGAGAAGCAGACAGAGCCGAACGUUGCUGUCGAUCUGGAUUCAACGCUAGAGAGCCAGAGCACCCUGGAGUUUUGCCUGGUCAGAGAAAACAGCUCCAGAGGUGAGGAGAGCUCUGAGGAAGAUCCUCCUAUUGACAUCACCACAGUUCAAGACAUGCUGAGCAGUCACCACUAUAAGUCCUUCAAGAUCAGCAUGAUUCACAAGCUGCGUUUCACCACAGAUGUCCAGCUAGGCAUUUCAGGAGAAAAGGUGGAGAUUGAUCCUGUCACCAAUCAGAAGGCAAGCACUAAGUUCUGGAUUCGGCAGAAACCCAUCUCUAUUGACUCAGACCAUCUCUGUGCCUGCGACCUUGUAGAGGAGAGAAGCCCCAGUCAUGCAAUAUUUAAGCUCACUUAUCUCAGCAACCAUGACUACAAGCCCCUCUACUUUGAGUCUGAUGCUGCUACUGUCAAUGAAAUAGUGCUAAAGGUCAACUACAUCCUGGAGUCCCGGGCCAGCACCUCUCGUGCUGAUUACUUUGCCCAGAAGCAACGGAAACUGAGCCGACGAACCAGCUUUAGUUUCCAGAAGGAGAAGAAGACUGGCCAAUAGACAGACUAAAACAGCUCCACCAGUUGUCUGUUGCUUUAUGCUUGCACAGGGACACAUGUACAAGGCCUAACAAUCUUAUACCCAAACUAGAACUCACACUCCUACAAAUGGAGAAUGACAGAAAUGCCAGAGAAUAUCAGAGAAAGAGAGUUACAGGCAGAAAAUGGACAAGGAAGACAUGUCUCUGUUUCAGCUGGCACCUUCACAAGAGAAAAUAUUUCUCAAGCAAAAGCUUUAAGAAGUUGAUGAUGUAGACCCAACGAAAAAAGCUGCAUACUAAGACUUUGCCUCUGUCCUCCCUAUGUAAUACAUUUAACAUGAUCUGAAAACACAGAUCUUGUUACACGUCUUUUUAACCAUUUUCAUAUUUAGACUGGGGAUAUUCAUUUUCUAUUCAGCAAAAUAAAAUUGUUUUAGUCUAAAAAUACAUUGGCCUCGAAAUAUAUACACAGGCAUUAAUCUAUUAGGUAGAUGCAUGCCCUAAACAAGUGCAGUCUAGAAUAACCGUAUCAGACAAGGUGGGAUUGAAGAUGAGAAUCGAUACAGGAUGUCCUUCUGCUAAAGCUAUGUAAUUUGACAACUUCAACAAUCUAAAGCAACUGUUAGAAAGCAGUGUCAUUGCAGGAAUGAAUCAAGUUGUUUAAGUCAGCAGAGAGUUUAAGCUUCAUGUACCUAGUCACCUGUGUAUUAAUUAUUAUUAUAAGGUAUUAUAUUAUUAUUUUUAUUUUAAGUAGUUUUCCAGAAUUGUGAGACUGUUUUAGGAUUUUAGGCAAAAAUAUGCUUCAUUUGAAAGCACUGAAGAGCAGAAGUGUAGAGAAAUUAUAAAAAUGUGUUUUCGUGGAUAAAUCAUUACCCAGUGCACAGUAGAGUUUUCAGUGUAAGUUGUCUUUAUUCUUUAUUUCUGCUCAGAGCUGACAUUGACUGCAGAAAACAUGGCUGUAAAGUGAAACGAGGCUUUGAGUCUGGUAUGACAUCUUGGUGUUAUUGUGAAGAUAGAAAAACCACGCAAGGCCAUGGCAUGGGAGCUGAGGUCUGUUCUACUCUUGUAGAAGACCCUUGUGCAAUAUGUGGAAACACCAGCCAUUCAGAACCUCAAACAAAAGUCUUAUAAAGCCGUAAUGGCAGGGGUGUCCAAACUUUUUUCAAAGAGGGCCAGAUUUGAUGAGGUCAACAUCUGUGAGAGCCAACUCUUCUGCCCGACCUUCUUUGAACCAUUAAAAUCAAAGGCAACUUGGCUAUUUAUGGAAAAUUCAUUGUGAAUGACACAUUUUUCAUUUUGUACAUGUUCAAAAUGAAAUGUUUCCAUAAACUUGAAGAGGAGGGAUCUGAGAGUACAGUGGACAGAUUAGCACUUCUCUCUGUGUAAAGAGACAUCCCGCCAUUAAGAGUGUAAGGUCAGCGUAAGCCAAAGCAUGUUGGUGAAGAGAGGUUUUUUCCUGAAAAGUUUCUGACUUCUUAUUAAUAAAUGCAGUUUAUGUAAAUCUCAACAGGUCUUACCAAAAUCACUCUGUUUUUAAUAUCCAAAGGCCAAAUAAAAUGAAAUGAACAGAGGAAAAACAAA